CCCAGUUGAUUGGGGCCUCGUACGUGUGUAAGUGUGCCGAGGAAGAAGACAAACCAUAAAGGAUCCAGAUCCCGAUCCUAAUGUGUCAUUGGGUUUGGGCUUUCAAGCCCAAGACAUUGAGACCCAAAGAGGAGAGAGUGGAAGUCUGUUGGCGCCUGGCGCAUAAAAGAAAGCAUGUGGGAUCUGGUGUAGUGGGAUAUGCACCUUCUUCCACCUGCCAAUAAGUGGUUUUCUAUCGCUUUUUGCAAUGGA
This is a messenger RNA of Linum tenue, 252 nucleotides long. NCBI's taxonomy places the organism in Eukaryota, Viridiplantae, Streptophyta, Magnoliopsida, Malpighiales, Linaceae. The record is from the annotation of a GenBank genome assembly.